CAAAAAGCGUCGAGGCUAAAAAUUAAUGGAUACCUAAGUUUAAUUAAAAUAUCGGCUUACAGAAAGUUGGUGUAUUAAAAGUGUUUCUCUGAAAUUUUUACUUAAAAAAAAACGCAAUCAAAAUUUAGACGGAAAUUCAAUUUUAGUUAAUUUCACAAACAUUUUGUGAAAAUAAUUGAGCAAUAUGGAUAUAAAAUCAUUUUUUCAUGAAUGGUGCGCAAAAAUGAAGGUGGAACAUGAAUUUAAUAUACGUCCUACAGGACCGAAACAUCGUCAAAGAUUUUUAUGUGAAGUCAGGGUAAAUACAUUUUCUUAUGUUGGAGUAGGAAAUUCUACUAACAAAAAGGAUGCUGAAAGGAAUGCUUGUCGAGAUUUUUUAAAUUUUUUGGUUAGAAAUGGAAAUUUAAAAUCAAGUGAAAUACCUAAUGAGUCUAGCAAUUCGGCUGCAGCGCCUUCUAAUGAUUCAAAUGAUAAGGAAAAAGUUUUUGAGACAACCAAUUUUACAGAAAGUCCUCGUCCAAAUUUAUUCGGCAGUGGUAUGGGUCCUCAAGAUCUGGGUCAAGCAUAUCGUGGAGUAAGUGGAGAGAAUAAACAUUACGAUUUCAUAGACCGUGCAGCCGAAAAACUAAAUAUGGAUGAGGCUGAAUCCUUAGAUGUAAAUGCUGGAAUUCACGGGAAUUGGACAAUUGAAAAUGCAAAAGCGAAACUUCAUCAAUUCAUGCAAAUGAAUAAAAUUCAAGCAGAUUAUAAAUAUACCCCUGUGGGUCCCGAUCAUUCCCGAAGCUUUCUGGCUGAAAUGCACAUUUUUGUUCGAGAGUUAAAACGUACUAUUACAGCUAGAGAAUCUGGAUCCAAUAAACAAUCUGCAAGCAAAUCUUGUGCUCUAUCCUUAGUAAGGCAAUUGUACCAUUUAGGUGUAAUAGAAGCUUUUUCAGGAACACUUAAAAAGAAAAAGGAUGAUGAAGAAUUGAAAUCAUAUGAAGUAAAGAUAGCGCCAGAACUGAUUGAAAAAGUAAGAAAGGUUGUUGAAGAUUUAAACUUAGAGGUGAUUACAAAAAAUUCGAAUAAAGAUGAGCAAUCAGAGUCAAAUAGUUACAGUUUAAUUGUUACUAAUAAAAACGAAAAUGCAAGAAAAAAUAUAAAUAAAAACCAGCAAGGCUCGGUUAUAUCAUGGUCCCCUCCUUUACCAAAUUGGAAUGCAUGGAGUUCUUGCAAUAUUGAUGAGGGUUAUUUGGCAACUGCCUCUUUAGAUGCGUUGUGUCAAGAUUUGAGCUCCUCUUUUAGGGAAAAAAAAAUGAAUGAUUCUGUAUAUCUAGAAUUUGUCGAAUUCAGAAAUAAAUUACCAAUAGCAAAAAUGCGGAAUGAAAUCAUGUCGGCCAUCAACGAUAAUCCUGUAGUGCUUAUUCGAGGUAAUACCGGAUGUGGUAAAACUACUCAAAUAGCUCAAUAUAUUCUCGAGGACUAUAUAAAUUCAGAACAAGGAGCUUAUUGUAAUAUAUAUGUAACGCAACCGAGACGAAUAAGUGCAAUUUCAGUUGCCGAGCGUAUUGCCAAUGAACAAAAUGAGCCUCUUGGUGAAUCUGUAGGUUAUUCCGUUCGAUUUGAGUCAAUGAUUCCACGUCCCUAUGGAGCUAUACUAUUUUGUACUAUUGGAGUAUUGUUAAGAAAACUUGAAGCAGGUUUGCGAGGAAUUUCGCAUGUAAUUGUUGAUGAAAUACAUGAACGUGAUGUAAAUAGCGACUUUUUACUCGUAGUUCUGCGUGAUAUGGUGCACACUUAUCCAGAUUUACGUGUGAUAUUAAUGUCAGCUACAAUAGAUACUACGCUUUUUUCAGAAUAUUUUGGCAAAUGCCCAGUAUUGGAAGUACCUGGCCGCACAUUUCCUGUUCAACAAUUUUUUUUGGAAGAUUGCAUAGAAUUGACAAAAUUUGUACCCACAGCAGAAAGUCGCAAAAGAAAAAGGGAAGAAGAAAAGGAAGAAGAUUCCACAGUAGAAAACGCCGAAGAUGGUGGAGAACAAAAUCUUAAUAAAAUUUGUGGACUUGAUUAUUCCAUUCAAACAAAAAAUUCAAUGGCCCAAAUAUCGGAAUCAGAGUGUAACUUCGAGUUAAUUGAAGCAAUAUUUUUAUAUAUCAAACAGCAAAACGUCCCUGGAUCAAUAUUGGUGUUUUUACCAGGUUGGAAUUUAAUUUUUGCCAUGAUGAAAUUUUUGCAAAACUCCAGAGAGUUCGGUAGUUCUACCUACAGAAUUUUGCCGUGCCAUUCACAAAUUCCAAGAGAAGAUCAGAGAAAGGUUUUCGAACCUGUCCCAACUGGAGUUCGAAAAAUUAUUCUGUCUACAAAUAUUGCAGAAACUUCAAUUACAAUUGAUGAUAUCGUGUUCGUUGUCGAUAUCUGUAAAGCGAGAAUGAAGAUGUUUACUUCACAUAACAAUCUUACCAGCUACGCAACAGUUUGGGCUAGUAAAACGAAUUUAGAACAACGUAAAGGUCGAGCCGGACGUGUAAGACCAGGAUUCUGUUUUACUUUAUGUUCCAGAGCUCGGUUUGAGAAGCUGGAGGAGCAAUUAACACCAGAAAUGUUUCGUACUCCUUUGCAUGAGCUUUCAUUAAGCAUAAAACUUUUGAGACUUGGUUCUAUUCAUCAAUUUUUGUCCAAAGCUAUAGAGCCUCCUCCGUUAGAUGCUGUAAUUGAAGCUGAAGUACUUUUACGCGAUAUGAAAGCUUUGGAUGAAAAUGAUGAAUUAACACCACUUGGAAAAAUUUUAGCACGGCUACCAAUAGAACCAAGAUUGGGAAAAAUGAUGAUCCUAGGUUCAGUGUUUUCUGUAGCGGACCCACUUACCGCAAUGGCUUCUUAUUCCAGCACGUUUUCGGAAGUUUUUGCACUUGAUAUUGGACAGAGAAGAUUGGCACCCCAUCAAAAAAAUCUUGCAGGGAAUAAAUGUUCAGAUCAUGUAGCUAUGUUGAUUGCCAGUCAAAUGUGGGAAAGAGCUAAAUAUAAAGGCGAAGAAGAAGAAAUACGUUUUUGUGAAUGGAAAGGUCUUCAGUUACCCACCAUGCGUGUUAUGAAUGAAGCGAAAAGGCAGCUUUUAGAUUUGCUUCAGCAGGCUGGAUUUCCUGAGGAAUCUUUAGUGCAAAUACAUAUUGACGCAAACGCUGAUGAUCCGCAACUAGACUUAACUAUAGCUCUUCUAUGCUUAGGUCUGUACCCCAAUGUAUGUUAUCACAAAGAAAAACGUAAAGUACUUACAACAGAGUCAAAAGCAGCUUUAAUACAUAAAACUUCAGUUAAUUGCAGCAAUUUGCAGGUUACUUUUCCAUAUCCUUUUUUCAUAUUUGGCGAGAAAAUACGUACCCGUGCAGUUUCUUGCAAACAAUUGACGAUGGUUGCACCAUUACAUCUAAUGCUAUUCGGAUGUAGGAAAAUAGACCUUGUUGAAAAUAAAACUGUUCGUCUUGAUAAUUGGCUAAAUUUUGACAUGGAUCCAAAAGCAGCAGCUUAUUUAGCAGCUCUUAGACCAGCAAUCGAAGAUCUGGUAACAAAAGCUGCUGAAUCGCCCACAGAAAUUCUGAAUUUAGAGGAACCAUACGCUAAUUUAGUCAAAGUCAUUAAAGAAUUAUGUAUAAUGAAUUCAGGGGACUAUACUAUACAAAGAGAAGUUGGUAUUAUGCCUAAUCAACAAAGAAGUGGAAGCAAUAUGGGAGGACCUGGGAGAGGUGGUGGCAAGUACAGUCGUGGUAGUGGAGAUUUUCGCGGUUCUAGAGGGGGAAUGGGCGGUGGUGGAAGAAUGUUUGGAGGUUUCGGUUCAGGGAGAAAUAAUUGGACAAACAGAAGAUUUUAAUAGAAAUGAUCUUUCAAAUUCAAAGAAAAUAUACUUUUAAUAUAUUUUAAUGAUUACCUUAAAUUAAUUUAUGAUAUAAUAUAUGAAUAAAUUUAGAAAUAA
This is a messenger RNA of Condylostylus longicornis, 3946 nucleotides long. RefSeq names its product dosage compensation regulator (gene mle). Gene Ontology annotation, molecular function: double-stranded RNA binding; ATP binding; 3'-5' DNA helicase activity. Gene Ontology annotation, cellular component: nucleolus; ribonucleoprotein complex; intracellular anatomical structure. Bases 185 to 3844 code for a protein of 1219 amino acids. The record is from RefSeq and is a predicted model, not a curated record. NCBI's taxonomy places the organism in Eukaryota, Metazoa, Arthropoda, Insecta, Diptera, Dolichopodidae. Gene Ontology annotation, biological process: positive regulation of transcription by RNA polymerase II; regulation of mRNA processing. The transcript is spliced from 2 exons.